Molecule: messenger RNA, 1227 nt
Organism: Drosophila grimshawi
Lineage: Eukaryota; Metazoa; Arthropoda; Insecta; Diptera; Drosophilidae
Product: alpha-tocopherol transfer protein
Exons: 6
Coding region: 78-1019 (313 amino acids)
Cellular component (GO): membrane
Molecular function (GO): phosphatidylinositol bisphosphate binding
Source: RefSeq, a predicted model, not a curated record
CGCCGCUCAGCUGCUCGGUGAAAUCUACGUGGCUCGCAUUGCGUUGCUGGCCGGCAACAUCAAACGGCUGAGAGCCCAUGACAAAGAACAAUAAUAACAAGAUGAUGACAGCAACAACAACAACAACAACAACUGCAAAUGCCCAGGAUGUGGAGGCCAAGUUAAGAGAACUGCAGAAUUGGUUCGAAAACGAACCAAAUUUGCCCGAAAAAAUAGAGCCAAUUUCAUUGCUACGGUUUCUCAAGUGCGUGGAAUAUGACACAGAUAAGACUAAAGCCCUAAUCCAGUUGAACUACAGUCUGCGCAAUAAAAAUCCGAAUAUAUUCAUCGAUCGCAACAUGGACCAUGAAAUGACCGCCAAGGGUCUACGCGUAUCGGAUCUAAUCAUUCUGCCGGGCGUUACACCCGAUCGGCAUAAGCUGCUAUUAUUUCGCUUGGCAGACCUUGAUCCCAGAACGCGCAACUCUGUGGAGGAAAGCAAAAUCUUCUUUAUGAUGGCCGAUGCACGUUUCACCGAACCCGAUAUUGAAAGAUCGCCAGAUGAGCUGUCUGCUCAUGGUGCAGAAAAUCAUUCCGCCCACAUUUUUGAUGAUGACAUUGCUGAUGGCGACGUUCAGAUAGUUGAUAUCAGUGGCUAUACAAUGAGGCAUCUGGCCUAUGUAUCUAUCUUUGUGCUGCGCGUCUACAUGAAGUUUCUACACGAGGCAUAUCCAUCCCGUCUGCGCGCCAUACAUGUUAUAAAUUGUCCAUCGUUCCUGGACCGAAUGAUGGCCAUGAUGAAGCCAUUUAUCAGAGAGGAGGUCUACCAAAUGAUCAAUUAUCACACCGAAGGCAUGGACAGUCUCUAUGAACUGAUACCCCGGGAUAUGCUGCCCAUGGAGUACGGCGGCAAGGCUGGCACAGUUGAUGAAAUUAAGCAACGUUGGUUGCGAAUCCUUAAGGAAAAGACAGCCUAUCUCAGCGAUGAGAAAUACUGGAAGGUAACAUCGGAGAGUAAAAGUCGCUGGUCCUGGUUCUAAUGCCUAUGCAUAUAUACUUCGCUUUAGUGGAUUAUUACAGUUAUUACAGAGUUAUUGCCGCAAAUGUGAUUAUUAAUAACUUAAGUGCUUACAAUACAAAAUAUAUUUUUACACGUUGUAUGUAUAUGCAUAUUGUAAUGGGGUAAGCAAGCACUAUCCUUAGUGUUUGGUUUAAGUUUUUGCUGAAAUACAUAAUUUGUUCAACCAA